Molecule: messenger RNA, 1157 nt
Organism: Drosophila eugracilis
Lineage: Eukaryota; Metazoa; Arthropoda; Insecta; Diptera; Drosophilidae
Gene: nenya
Product: RING finger protein nenya
Exons: 1
Coding region: 128-793 (221 amino acids)
Biological process (GO): protein sumoylation; homologous chromosome pairing at meiosis; reciprocal meiotic recombination
Cellular component (GO): synaptonemal complex
Molecular function (GO): SUMO transferase activity
Source: RefSeq, a predicted model, not a curated record
UGCCAGAGUCUCAAACCCCAGGGUGGCCAGACGGCGAAGGAUAAAAGGCGUUAGAUUUAUCCGGACUCACAAAAACAGCUGAAGUCAAUCAAAGUUUAAAAUCGUAAAAGAGUAAAAAAUUUUAAUUAUGUUUCGAAUCCAUUGCAACCAGUGUUUUCGUCGACGCUCUGUUGAGCCAGAAGUGAUCUUUCACAUGACCCAAUGCCAACACGUCAUUUGUGCGUUCUGUUUGAACGACUCGUCCUCAGAAAAAAAGUGUCCCGUAUGCAAGCGGGAGCUUCAAGCGAUCCCUAUAAACCGCAAUUUGCCCCGAAACGUGGCCAAUUACUUCGAGGACCCUCUUCAAUUUCAUCAGCUCUACCGCAAGAUCAGCAAGUUUCAGUCCAACCAACGGGCAUCGGAUAAUAUGGGAUUCUAUCGCCAAAUGAAGCAGCACGAGAACAAUAAACUUCGCCUGGAGGGUUUUUGCAAGAUGGAGGCGCAAUUUAACAACCAGAUCCAAAAGGAGAAGAAACGGAUUGCAGACCUGCGCGCCUACAUUAAAUACCACGAGGAUGAGUCCCUAAAAAGACGGCGGCUCAGCAUAGAUAAUAAAUCCCACACUAUGGAGACCUGUAAACCUUGCAGCAGUGAGAGACUUCGCCUCCGUCCACGGACACCUUCUGUUACCACAUCGGAUAACACCCAGUCGGAUGAGAAUAUGGAGGGUUUCCGUCUAGACUCGGACAUGGAGUGCCCAGAGGACCAACCAAACCGAUCUUUCGGUGAAGAUAUAAAAGAUUUUCGUAUUUAAUAAAUUCUAGUAGUUUAAUGAAAUAUUUAAAAAAUUUCUCAUUAAUUAAAUUAUCCCAUUAUCACCAUACACCCAAAAAUGGUGUGAUUUAUAGUAGAUUAUCUAUCUACAUUAUCUUUCAUGACCUUAAAUUUCUACUAACUUAUCAAGAAAGCGAACAAACUAUUAAUAGUAUCCAACAGCUUUCAAUGAUUUUGUAGCUUUAAAACGUUUUAAUCUAACCAAUUCAAUGUUCAAAUUCAUUAGAGCGUUAAUCUAUAUUACCCCUGGCGUUAUGGAUAAUCAUGUACCUUAAAGAAAUGUAUUUUUCGCUUUAAAGCAGAAAAGUCUAGUUUACGUAGAAUCUAACUGAAAAGGGUUUACU